Molecule: messenger RNA, 624 nt
Organism: Didymodactylos carnosus
Lineage: Eukaryota; Metazoa; Rotifera; Eurotatoria; Philodinida; Philodinidae
Source: the annotation of a GenBank genome assembly
AUGGUUUUCCAUAGAUGUCAUAAUUUUCUUACAUUUUUGAUAUUUUAUUUUGGUGAUGUCAUAUUAUCUCGUACUAAUUUACCGUAUGAGUUUACACCAUAUGCUUGUCUAAGUUUUGGUAUUACUUAUUUGGCUGUAGCAAUUACACUUGUUUUUAUUUUGGACAAAGUUGGACGACGUUCAUUAUUUUCAUAUGGUCUUGUUGGUAUGGGAACUGCAGCCAUGGUUAUUGGUGUAACAAUAUUAAAGUCCAGAACCAUACGUUUAUAUCAUAUGAUAUUUUUGAAUAUAUUUGCUAUAAUGGGACAUACAGGUUUUUUUGCCUUGGGACCGGGUGCUAUACCGUGGCUCGUAACCAGUGAAAUGUUUUUUCAAUCUGAACGUGCCUAUGCUUCGAGUUUUGCUAUUAUUGCCAAUUGGUUAACACAUUUCGUUGUUGUUCAAUCAUUUAUACCGUUGUUUAAUGCCAUUGAUUCGAUAUUAUUUCUUAUUUAUGGUGGAAUUUGUUUAGGUGUCUUUUUAUUGACCUAUUUAUUUCUACCUGAAACACGUCGUAAAACACCGGGAGAAGUUCAAGUAUUAGUUGGAAAAGGAACAGUUUACAAAACAAAACAUCAACAAUAA